Messenger RNA from Physella acuta, 795 nucleotides. Its product is annotated as beta-1 adrenergic receptor-like. Lineage: Eukaryota; Metazoa; Mollusca; Gastropoda; Physidae. Gene Ontology annotation, molecular function: G protein-coupled acetylcholine receptor activity; G protein-coupled serotonin receptor activity. Gene Ontology annotation, biological process: adenylate cyclase-inhibiting G protein-coupled acetylcholine receptor signaling pathway; chemical synaptic transmission; G protein-coupled receptor signaling pathway, coupled to cyclic nucleotide second messenger. The record is from RefSeq and is a predicted model, not a curated record. Gene Ontology annotation, cellular component: plasma membrane; synapse; dendrite.
AUGUCUACCUUCGAUUGUCUCAACUUCAGUGAGUAUCUCGCCCUGGAGGUUCAGGGUUCUCAUAUGACAGAGGUGUACACCUCGCUAACAGCUUUCUGUGUUGCCAUAGCAACGUUCACUGUGGCAGCUAACCUGAUCGUCAUCACCGCGCUGAUCCACUCAAAACGUCGAGGUUCGAACCCACCGGACUCCAGGAACAACAACAACAGCUGCUUGACCAAGCUGUUAAUGACGUCAUUGGCGUUCUCUGACCUGAUGCUGGGGGCGACGAUAAUGCCGCUGGAGUCGGCAGAGCUGUUGAACAGGGGGAAGUUGAAGUUCGGCAGUGUGCUGUGUGCGUUGAGGGUCAACAUGAACAAUGUGUUGUGUGCGGUGUCUGUGCUGCAUAUUUUCUCAAUGGCCUUAGACCGACUUGUGGCCGUGUGUAGAUCCCUGCUGUACCGGCAACUCUCAAAGACAACUGGGUACGUCAUGAUAUCUUUAUCGUGGGGUGUUCCCCUUGUGUUUAUGUUUAUACCUGCUAUGAUCGUGUGGGAUUUUAACACCGACAGCCAACAAUGUUAUAUUUAUAAUUUCCACUGCGGAGCCCCGUUUAAAGAACUUGUACAGGUAGUGUUCUCUACUAUUGUGUAUUACGUGUCAUUUUCUGCCACCUACGUCAUGUAUGUCAUUGUGCUGUGGAAAAUUCAAAAGUUCCACAAACGGAAGGAGAGAUUUGCUAAAAAUUUGAACGAAAAAUCAAACGAGAGAAUCUACACAGAUAAGAACUUGAAUCCCGGUGGUGGAAACCUUUGA